Penicillium verhagenii is the source of this 1893-nucleotide messenger RNA. RefSeq lists its product as uncharacterized. The record is from RefSeq and is a predicted model, not a curated record. The transcript is spliced from 2 exons. NCBI's taxonomy places the organism in Eukaryota, Fungi, Ascomycota, Eurotiomycetes, Eurotiales, Aspergillaceae. Bases 1 to 1893 code for a protein of 630 amino acids.
AUGCGGUUCUCAGCAACUUUAAUCUCCUCUCUUGUGUUGUCUAGCACAGCUCUAGCAGGGCUUGCCAACCAGACCUCUCCAGCAACCCAGGAUAAUACCGAGACACACUCCAUUGCUCAGCAGAACGCCGAAGCUGAAGCUGCACCAAACACUCCUCCUGUCGCCGAUCCCCAGAAUGAUGCCACCAGCGCUGCCUCUGCCGCAUUGGAACCCACAGAAGUGACGAACCAUGCCGCUGCGACAGCUGAUCCUUCCACUCACCAAGAAGAGAGAAGCAACGAGGCUACUGAGAGCCCAAGCUCUGCGCCAACACAACAAAUGCCUCACGCAAGUGCCCAAGACCCCACUGGAACUGACCUUGUGGCAGCCAGUAAUGAUCCUGUGAACACCAGCAACACUGCGCCUUCAACCACUGGUGCUGAUGCACAGACUGUUCAACAUACCAAGGCUCCUGGCUCAACCCCCCUUGGAACACCUGCCACGGAGACAGCGACAGUGACCCAAACUGGUACUGCUGCAAGCAGUACUGGCACAUAUAACGGCGCUGAUGACGAUGGUACCCUGCUCAGCUCUUGGAGUGAUUUCGGCAAUUUCCUAGAUGGUUUGAAAGGCCUCCUCUCCCCUACUUUGUUGGAGGAUAUCGAGUCGUUCUUCCACCAUGUCGCUUGGUUGCUUGAUGACCAAACCACCACAAACACCAAGAAUCUGAUCAAUACUGCUUCUGGGCUUCUCACAAAGAGUCUUAUAAACAAGCUGGAGGGUCUGUUGGACAGUGCUAGCGAUCUCCUCACCCCCGAGGUGGUUCAAAAUCUCAAGCAACUACUUCCCGAGCUUUCGCCCCAGCUUUUGAAAGAAGCGAGUAGUUUGCUCGAUAAUGCCAACAAGCUUCUUACCCCUGAGACAACAUCUGGGCUUCAGAAUUUGAUCUCAACUCUGGCGCCAGUCAUCAAGCCGGAGUUGAUUCAGGAGGUCAACAGCUUGUUGACCAACGGUAAUAAGCUUCUCACACCCCAGUUCGUUGACGAGACAAAGUCACUUAUUGGAAUCGUGGCGCCGGUUAUUACCCCUGAUUUGUUGAAGGAGGUGAACUCCUUGCUCUCGAACGGUAACAAGUUGCUGUCUCCGGAUUUCAUCGAUGAAACCAAGUCGUUGAUUGGGACUGUGGCACCAAUCAUUACUCCUGAGCUGUUGAAGGAGGUCAACUCUUUGUUAUCCAACGGUAACAAGUUGCUGUCGCCUGACUUCAUAAAUGAAACCAAGUCGUUGAUUGGAACGGUGGCGCCAGUGAUUACACCAGCGCUGCUGAAGGAAGUUAACAGCCUGCUUACCAACGGCAACAAGCUUCUCACCCCCGACUUCAUCACUGAGACCAGUAAUUUGAUCAGUACUGUGGCACCGAUGAUCACACCCGAGCUCUUAAAGGAAGUUAACUCUUUGCUCUCCAAUGGAAAUAAGCUCCUGUCGCCCAAUUUUGUCAAUGAGACUCAAGGCUUGAUUGGCACAGUGGCGCCAUAUAUUAGUCCUGAGCUCCUCAAGGAGGUGAACGCACUGCUAUCCAAUGCCAAUAGCCUCUUGACCGAGAAGACUACCAAUGAGUUGAUCAACCUUCUAGGUAUGGUUGGACCAGUCUUGACACCAGAGCUGUUGCAGAACGUGUCUUGGUUACUGGGCAACGGGACCACUCUGCUUAACCCCGGAUUCAUCAACAAGACUGCCGGGCUGAUUGAUGGUAUUGCACCCGUUAUCACGCCUGAGCUUCUGGGUCAAGUUGGCGGGUUGCUGAACAAUGCGGACGAUCUUCUUACCAAGAAAUUCGUUAAUGAGACGCAAGUGUUGAUCGAGGAUGCUGCUGAUAUUAUCCCUCUGGUUACCGAAUUGUUGAAUUCGCUGUAA